AUGAAUCCCAACUCCAAAAUUCUUUCGAAUCAGUGGAAGUCAUUGAAAGACUCGGGAAGAUAUCAUCGACUUGUGGGAAAACUCAACUAUCUUACAGUCACCAGACCAGAUAUUACAUUUACGAUUAGCAUUGUGAGUCAGUUUUUAAACGCUCAUUUUGAUAGUCAUUGGGAUGCAGUCAUUCGAAUUCUUAGAUAUAUAAAUAAUGCACCAGAAAGAGGACUAUUAUAUGAAGAUAAUGGCGAUGCUAAAAUCAUUUGUUAUUCAGUUGCAGACUGGGCCGGAUCACCGUCAGAUAGGAGAUCCACAUUCGGAUAUUGUGUUAUGAUUGGAGGCGUCACUACUAUAUUUGCUAUUGCUCCUGGACAGAUGCAAAACAAGUCUAAUAUCUCAAGAAAUCCUGUUUCCCUUAACGCAUUAGCUUAA
Molecule: messenger RNA, 426 nt
Organism: Lathyrus oleraceus (garden pea)
Lineage: Eukaryota; Viridiplantae; Streptophyta; Magnoliopsida; Fabales; Fabaceae
Exons: 2
Coding region: 1-426 (141 amino acids)
Source: RefSeq, a predicted model, not a curated record